UCACUUUACGCUAAUCUCUUCUACAUGUAAAUUUUAAUCCACAAAGUUCACCCCAAUGUCUUCCAAAGCCAGAUCUCCAACCGCCACGAGCGGCGAAGAUCCACCGCCAAACAAAAAGCCGAAGCCUUCAUCGCCGACGGCGACAGAACCGACGUCGAUAUCCAUCUCGUCGCUUCCCGAUGAUUUGCUUCUAAACUGCCUUGCACGCGUCUCUAGACAGCACUAUCACAUCCUCUCCCGCGUCUCCAAACGUUUCCGAUCCAUCAUCGCCUCACCGGAGCUUUACGCAACCCGAUCGCGAAUGAACCGCACCGAGAAGUGUCUCUACCUUUACCUAAGCUUCCGUUGUGAUUCUAGAACAUUCUUGUACACUCUAAUCCGAAACGUAGCCAACAACGAGCCAAGCGGCUAUUCUUUGGCGAUGAUCCCGUCUCCAGACUCUUCGCUUCCUGCGCAGUCCUCGUCGACGAUUGUAGCCGUUGGAUCUGAUAUCUACAAGAUCGGCGGCGGUUUUAAUUCCAAAUGCAAAUUCUGGAAACGGUACUAUUCUUCAAGUGUAUCGGUGCUUGAUUGUCGCACUCACACGUGGCGCCAGGCUCCGAGCAUGGGAUUGGAGCGGGACUCAUCCUCCACAGCGACCUUGUUUGAUGGGAAGAUAUACGUAGGCGGAGGCUGUGAUGACAGAUACGUCAGUACCCUCAGGUUUAUGGAAGUGUUUGAUUUAGAGACACAGACUUGGGGCUUUGGUAUGAGGAACCCUUGUGUUUUCAGGUGGAGCGAGGAGGAUAGGGUUAAGCCCUUUGUAGCCAAAAGCUUAGUGCUUGAAGGUAAGCUCUACAUUUUCGGGGAUGAUGGCUCUGUGUACAACCCCGAGGAUAAUAGAUGGUGGGAUUUAGGAUGGGCUAAUUCUCGUAUGCGUUGGGCAGCAAAAGAGUGUCACUGCGUGAUUGACGAUGUCUUGUAUUUUUGGGAUAAAGGAGUGUUCAAAUGGUAUGAUUUUAAGACAGAUUCAUCGAAGGAACUGAAUGGUAUUGAAGGGUUGCCUGAUCUUGGCAGCAACGGUGAGAAAUGUAAAAAGGCAAUGGUGGAUCUUGGUGGAAAGAUGGUGUUUUUGUGGAAUGAGGAUCUGGGUUAUGAGGAGUGUAGGAUCUGGUGUGCUGAGAUUACGCUUGAAAGGCGCGGUGAAGAUGAGAUUUGGGGGAAGGUUGAGUGGUUUGAUUCCCUUCUUAGAACCCACCCGUCUUGUUCCGUGUUGGAUGUUGUUUCUGUUUCUGUUUAAUGGAUUGUCAUGAGAACAUGCUUUUUAGCGGUUAUCGUUGUGGUUCGUUUUCUUUGAAUACUUUUGCUUGUCUUUUGUGGUUUCCUAUUCUCUUUUAGUAUAUGUCUACGAUGAUUUUAGCUCA
Raphanus sativus (radish) is the source of this 1403-nucleotide messenger RNA. RefSeq names its product putative F-box/kelch-repeat protein At1g61540. Gene Ontology annotation, molecular function: protein binding. The transcript has a single exon. The record is from RefSeq and is a predicted model, not a curated record. The coding region runs from base 56 to 1279 and encodes 407 amino acids. NCBI's taxonomy places the organism in Eukaryota, Viridiplantae, Streptophyta, Magnoliopsida, Brassicales, Brassicaceae.